AAAUUUUUUUACGGGGAAACAAUUAUCGGUAAUUCCACGAGCUUCGCAGCCUCUCUACCUCUCCGUCUCUCUCUCUCUCUCUCUCGGUCUCUGGUCAAGUCCUCCGUAACCGCACUGCGCCACCUUCAUCUAUAUCUUCCUAUAACCACAGUAACCACCGAUUCCACUACCGUUUAGAAACCUUUUUCAAUAUUCUCAGAAUUUUGCUUGGAACAGAAGCAAUGCCGGCGCAGAAGCGAGCUCUCGGUGUGGCGGAGGAUGAUCCUGUGCAAGACAACCCCAGCAACCACCAUGCCCCAGAGGACGCAGAGGAAUCUGAUCGAAGCCCUUCGUCGAGUAACGGGGACAACAAGGACGAGUUUGUUGCAGUGAAGCUGUCAGAUAUUCGUAAGGAAGUACAAUGUCCAAUCUGUCUAGGGAUCAUUCGGAAAACUAGGACGGUGAUGGAAUGCCUGCAUCGCUUCUGCAGGGAAUGCAUUGACAAAUCUAUGAGGCUGGGGAACAAUGAAUGCCCUGCCUGCCGGACCCAUUGUGCUAGUCGUCGUUCCUUGAGAGAUGAUCCAAACUAUGAUGCUUUAAUUGCAGCUUUGCAUCCAGAUAUUGACAAGUAUGAGGAAGAGGAAUCGGCUUUCCAUGAAGAGGAAAUGGUUCGCAAUAAGCAGAUACAAGCUUCCAUAGCCCAAACUUUUCGACGGCAAGCAGAAGCUUUGGGUAAGAAGCGGUCAACAGCUAAAGCCACAGCAGCUGCAUUUGUUAGGAGAUCACGGGGCUAUCGAAAUGCUCAUCUGAGAGGAAGGAGAAACUAUCGAAAUGCUGCUGAGAGUCAAGGAUCCGAUGAGAAUGAGGAUGCAAAUGGUAAUGAUGGAGGCAAAGAUUCAUCUUCUGCUGAUGAGCUCACAGAAGUCCGACCAAAAAGAAGCAAAAGAUGGUUAGGAGCUCGAUUUUCUCAGCCAUCUCCGGCAGCUGCAGGAGCUGAUGGAGGUGGUGAUGAAAAUGAUUCUGAAGUGAAUAAAGAAUCUAUGGGUGCAACUGCUGGACUUGUUAGCGGCUCAGAAAGGCUUUCCUGGGGCAAAGGUGGCAUGCGGAGUCACACACGAUAUGGCAGUAUGAGUGGUGGAAAUGGUAGAAAUGCACGGAACAGUCGCCCCUCAAAACUGGCUGAUUAUCUGCGUAACGUAGAGAAAAAUGAUGAUGAGUUGACUAUCAACCUCAUGCUUGUUUCUUUCGAUGAACAAAUUAUACCGAGUUUGGAGAGGCCCUACCUUUGCUGCAGGCCUACCCUGUCGGUUAGACAGCUGUGCCAGUAUGUAUCCAUGCGAACUACAACCCAACAUGAAGUUGAAUUGCACUUGGUAAAAGAAUUGCAUUCCAAACAACCUUUCAACCCUGCAAGUUCUCCACCGGGCAAGUCCCUAAUAAUUGAUCCAGGCAAAGACGAGCUGCAAAUCCUAGGGGAGGGGGAAACUCUGGAAGGACUUGCGACAAACGACCUCGUUCAUGGCUAUUUGCUUCUGGCAUACAAGAGAAAGUCAUGGAACUCAAAUCUUGUGAUGGCUUUAUCAUGAAGAACAAACUUUCUCGUCUUUUGUUUACCAAAGUAUGGUAUACAGUUAUACUCUCAAUGGGGAUCUCAGCUUUAUACUCAUAGUUUCGAUGCUCUAGGCUGUUCUGUACUACAACAACAGGAAAAAAAAAAAAAAAACUCUUUUACGAGGUUGGACAAGGAAAAAAGGUUGGAAAGUUAAAAAAAAAAAAAAAAAUUGGACAAUUUAGAUUCUAGAAUCAGAAGUCCUUGUCAUACUUAUAAGGCCCAUUGCCACAAAUAGGCACAGAUCUAGCUUGCUAUCACCAUGGUCUCUAAUGUAGUUUGCAUGCUUACAUUGUUCUUCCUGGUACUGUUUAAUGAUCACAUGUCAACAGGCUAUAUAGCUUUUAUC
Molecule: messenger RNA, 1937 nt
Organism: Juglans microcarpa x Juglans regia
Lineage: Eukaryota; Viridiplantae; Streptophyta; Magnoliopsida; Fagales; Juglandaceae
Product: putative E3 ubiquitin-protein ligase RING1a
Source: RefSeq, a predicted model, not a curated record